AGUUUAGCAAAGACCAGGGAAUUCAGGCAGAUGUUUUAUUUCUAGAGUAGGGUUGGUUUAAAUAUAGUUAUUUAUUUGAAAUGUCAAACAACUAUUUAGAUGCUUUUUAUUUGCAUAUUUCGCAUGGUAUUGAGGUGAAAUGUUGUCACAGUGCCUGAUUUUUAAAUACGGAUUUUUGAUUUGGAUAUAUUCUAGUAAGUGUCAUAUUUUCCAAACAACCUACAACAGGUUGACCAUUUUUAGACACAUUCCAGGCAAUGACGGGUCCAGAAACUCACACAACUGCCACACCAAGUCUCCAAAUCGCAAACAGGCGAUGGAAUCUCGAAAUGUAUUUGAUUGAGCGAUAGAAAUUUUGGUGAGAGAUUUCAGGGAUUUACGGUACUGUGGUGGCAGUAGUUUAGCUGUGGACUAAUGCGCCGUAAGAAAACAAUGCAAUCCUACCUUUUUAACAUAUAUUUGGUAUUGCUCGGGAAAAGUGACUGUUUCAUGUGUCACUAUUUCGAAAACUGCACAUGCAGUCUCUUAUUUAGGAUGUCAUUUUCCAUAGUGGACGGAUAUAGGCACAGUCAGCAACGGAUUUGACAUACACACGUACCUUAUUUUCAAACCUUGCCCACGCUCCAGCCUUCUUUGCCGGUGUGCGCACACAGCACACCCGCCUCCUCAGCCGCCUCUCCGGUUAGUCCUCCCGGCAGUCAGUCUUUACUCGUCCGGUGCUGAAGAGCGAGUCGGAGGGGCUUCGGAUGACAGCGCCGAGAUGAGGUCGGGCAGAUGACCGCCACAUUCCCCGCUGGUCCUGCGCAAGCCAGGGGUAUCCGUUUUCUGGGAACGGACGACAAUAAUACAAAAACAGGUUGUAGCCAAGGCUACUACAGUUUUUCUAAAAAAAAAAAUGAUUGAUUGAUUUAUUAUCUCCAGAGGAAUCAGAGUUCUGGGUGUGCGAGCUGUUUGGGACGUUGCUUGUAACCUGGUAUUGCAUAAGUGUGUUGCUUGUUUGGAUAUUAGGAGAGUCUUCGUCUUUGAACUACCAUGGCCAGCGUGAAUAACUCAAAGAAUCUGCGGGACAGUGACAUCCAGAAGAAGAUAGACCAUGAGAUCCGGAUGCGUGACGGGGCCUGUAAGCUAUUGGCUGCGUGCUCCCAGAGAGACCAGGCCCUGGAGGCAGCCAAGAGCCUGCUCACCUGCAACACCCGCAUCAUGGCCUACAUGUCAGAGCUGCAGAGGAUGAAGGAGGCCCAGGUCAUGCAGAGGGUCGCACGAAGGUCAGAUGGCACAAGGUCAUCAGAUGCAGGGCCCAUGGACGACAGACUACCCUGUAAGGGUAAGGUGGCCAUCUCAGACCUGCGGAUCCCACUCAUGUGGAAAGACACAGAGUACUUCAAGAACAAAGGAGAGCUGCAUCGGUGUGCAGUGUUCUGUCUGCUUCAGGUGGGAGGGGAGAUCCACGACACAGACAUGGUGAUGGUGGACCGGACACUCACCGACAUCUGCUUUGACAACACCAUCGUCUUCAGCGAGGCCAGCCCGGGCUUUGAGCUGCGAGUGGAGCUAUACAGCUGCUGUUCGGAGGAGGACUACUCGGCAGGGAGCGCGCCCAGGAAACUAGCCAGCAAACUGAGCAGCUCUCUGGGCCGCUCGGCAGGAAAAAAGCUCCGUGUUGUCAUGGACCCUGGAGCCUGCAGCCCCACCAGCAAUGCAGGGGCAGCCACACUGCUGCUACCUGGACCCGCAGUGGCGGGACCUAAGUACCACCUCCUGGCCCACACAUCCCUGUCACUGUCACAUGUCCAGGACAGCUUCCGCACUCACGACCUCAGCAUCUCAGGCAACGAGGAGUGUUCGUACUGGGUGCCUCUCUACGGCAGUGUGUGUUGUCGCCUGGCUGCCCAGCCUCACUGUAUGACCCAGCAGAUGAUGAGUGGCUGCUUGAAGGUCAAGCAGUUGGGAGGUGACCCUCAGAGUUGGACGAAUGUCUACGGCGUCCUUAAAGGGACAAACCUUUUCUGUUACCACCGGCAAGAGGAUAUGGAGGCUAACGUCGAGCCAGCAUUUACCAUCGCCAUCAACAAAGAGACGAGAAUACGUGCGUCAGAGAAAGACCCCCAAAGUAAGGCCCAGAGCAUCUGCAUCAGUAACCAGUACGGGGGAGAGGAGGUGACACACACACUCUCGGCAGACAGUCGCGAAGAGACACACCGCUGGAUGGAAGCCUUCUGGCAACAGUUCUGUGACAUGAGCCAAUGGAAGCAGUGCUGUGACGACUUGAUGAAGAUUGAGCUGCCAUCACCCCGGAAACCAGCCCUUGUCACGUCGAAACAGGGUUCUCUUUACCACGAAAUUGUUAUUGACACCUCUGAUGACAUCAGCACGGUGACAGACAUCCUGACGCGGCGGAUGCAGGAGCUGGAGCUGAGGAGCCAGCUGGGGACCUCUCCUCCCUGGAUGUCCCUGUUCGAGGAGUCUCCUGGUGGCCCCCGCACCCCUCGGCUGGCCCGCCACAGCCCCCGCUCCCCCCACCGCCUCCCCCACAGCCCACUGAGCUCCCUGCGCUGCCCCUGGCCAGGCCUGCUCUCCUCAGAUGCCAGCCUGACCUCUGACAGCGACAGCCCCUGCAGCACCAGCCCCUGCUCCCGCCACAGAGGCUGGGCCGAGCCCCUCUCCCUCUCCUCCCCCCGCUUCCGCCCCCGCACCCUCUCCCUGGAUGCCAAGCUUAGCACUCUCAGGGGCAGGGGGUAUGGGGGGGUGUUACAGUGCUCCUGUCAGCCCCCUUCCUCCUCCUCCCUUGCCCCCAUCCCGGCGCAAUGCGUCCCCCAGGCCACCUUGUCCUGUUCCAGCUCCACCUCCAGUAACAGCUCCAGCGAGGGAAGCCACAGCCCCUCCUCAUUGGACGGUACCCCUUUCUCACGCCCCUCCUCGGCCCGCCGGAGCCUCAGGAACUUGAGAGCCAAACUGGAUCCCCGAAAUUGGCUCCAGAGCCAGGUAUAACCCACCUCAGACCCCCACAUCAUCCAAAGUCCUGGUAAGAACUGGCGGGAAGGAAGCCAGUCCCUCAGUUGAAAGAGCCCUGGUAUUAACUGGAAUUACUUUAGACUAAGGACAGGAGACAUUCUGCGUCAGUAUCAAUGGUCCACAGAACAUGGGAGUCUUCUGCUUCCCUUUCGAAUGGUAAUGCUGGUUAGGAAAUUGAAGAGUUUUUUUGUUGAUGAUAUAAACGCAAUAUCUCUAGGCUCUGCGCAUCUGAAAUCUCCAACUGGAAAGGGCAGCAUCUGUCAGUCAAAGACGAGAGUUUCCUCGUCAGUCAUCCAAGCCAUUACACCCCUCAAUAUGAACAUGAUUUCAUAGCAUCUUGUUAGUUCAGCUGCGGUAUUUACUUACUAUAUGUGCUGUAUUUGUGUUUGCAGUGUUUGGGCAGGGCAGUGAGCGUGUGGCCAAGUGAACUGUCAGUGUAUGGGAAUGUUUAGUGUCUGUGGUCAUGGGGUUGUUGUUACCUGUACCAAAAAGGCUCACUGUGAUCUAUCCAAAUGACUAGACCCAUCACUUGUAUUAUGAAUUAAUGCCUAGAAGGAACAAGUAUAUUUAUGUACCGAUUUGCUUAUUGCAUGUUUGUGCUCAAAGACGCAAAGAAUGCGUUGCCGGAGAUCUUAACUGCUCAGGCGGUGAAUGAAUUGAAAGCUCAACUUAAUGCAACAGUUCUCCCAAUAAUUUACUGUACUACUUGUUCCUACUGUGAUAACAUCAGGGUCACAUCGAGCUUCUGCAAGGUUCCUAGAACCUCCCCUGCAUUCAUUAACACAUUGUAGGCCUACUAUACAAGAACCAAUAUUUAAAGAUUUAUGUUAAUCACUUAUGGAGUAAAUUUAUAAUGAAUUGAAGUAAGCCAAUGGUAACGUACUACAUAAUCACGAGAACCCAUAUUAACUUGUUACACUGCCUCGUUGCAGUAUUGCGUGCAAAUGUACUGACUUUGAAAUCUGGGCCGGCCCCUACAAAAUCCCCUAGAGUUAAGUUGAAGACCUAGAUGGUUUUUGGAAUGGAGAGGCAUACGCUUUGGGUGUCCUUGUUAAUCUUUAAUACGCCCCUACUAGCAGGCAAGGAUUUCCUCACAAACGAUACUCUGUUGAUGAAACCAAUACUCUGCAUGGAGAACAGUGUUGCUAGGGGGUUUAAAUCCCAUGCUACAGCUCGUCUCAGUUCAAGGGUAUUUUAAUGUCAUCCAACUCAGUUAGGUUGGCAAAUGUUAUGUAUUUGAGAAUGUAGAAACUGGGAAUGCACAUACAUGGGUGAAGAGUUUAGAUAUCCCACCUUUGACCUUGUGGAUUUAUAGCAUAGUUAGUGGUACAAUCGUAACCUUAUGGCCUGAAAACCGGUCCCAGAAUUCACACAACACACACACACACACACACACAGUACCAGUCCAAAGUUUGGACACGCCUACUCAUUCUAGGGUUUUUAUUUAUUUGUACUAUUUUCUACAUUGUCGAAUAAUAGUGAAGACAGCAAAACUAUGAAAUAACACAUGGAAUCAUGUAGUAUCCAAAUCAAAAUAUAUUUUAGAUUCUGCAAAGUAGCCACCCUUUGCCUUGAUAACUUUGCACACUCUUGGCAUUCUCUCAACCAGCUUCACCUGGAAUGCUUUCUUGAAGGAGUUCCCACAUAUGCUGAGCACUUGUUGGCUGCUUUUCCUUCACUCUGCGGUCCAACUAAUCCCAAACCAUCUCAAUUGGGUUGAGGUCAGGCGAUUGUGGAGGCCAGGUCAUCUGAUGCAGCACUCAUCACUCUCCUUCUUGGUCAAAUAGCCCUUACAUAGCCUGGAGGUUUGUUGGGUCAUUGUUAUGUUGAAAAACAAAUGGUUGUCCCACUAAGUGCAAACCAGAUGGGAUGGUGUAUCGCUGCAGAAUGCUCUGGUAGCCAUCCUGGUUAGGUGUGCCUUGAAUUCUAAAUAAAUCACUGACAGUGUCACCAGCAAAGCACCCCCACACCAUGACACCACCUCCAUGCUUCACGGUUGAAACCAUACAUGCAGAGAUCAUCCGUUCACCUACUCUGCUUUUCACAUAGACACUGCAGUUGAAACCAAAAAUGUACAAUUUGGACUCAUCAGACCAAAGGACAGAUUUCCACCGAUCUAAUGUCCCUUGCUCGUGUUUCUUGGCCCAAGCAAGUCUCUUGUUAUUAUUGGUGUCCUUUAGUAGUGGUUUCUUUGCAGCAAUUAGACCACGAAUGCCUGAUUCACGCUGUCUCCUCUGAACAGUUGAUGUUGAUGUGUCAGGUACUUGAACUCUGACGUAUUCAUUUGGGCUGUAAUCUGAGGUCCAGUGAACUCUAAUGAACUUAUCCUCUGCAGCAGAGGUAACUCUGGGUCUUCCAUUCCUGUGGCGGUCCUCAUGAGAGCCAGUUUCAUCACAGCACUUGAUGGUUUUUGCAACUGCACUUAAAUGUUCCGCAUUGACUGCCUUCAUGUCUUAAAGUAAUGAUGGACUGUUGUUUCUCUUUGCUUAUUUGAGCUGUUCUUGUCAUAAUAUGGACUUGGUCUUUUUCCAAAUAGGGCUAUCUUCUGUACACCACCCCUACUUGUCACAACACAACUUACUGGCUCAAACGUAUUAAGUUAAGAAAUUCCACAAAUUAACUUAACAAGGCACAACUGUUUAUUUAAAUGCAUUCCAGGUGACUACCUCAUGAAGCUGGUUGAGCGAAUGCAAAGCUGUUAUCAAGGCAAAGAUUGGCUACUUUGAAGAAUAUAAAAUAUAUUUUGAUUUAACACUUUUUUGGGCUACUACAUGAUUUCAUAGUUUUGAUGUCUUCACUAUUAUUCUACAAUGUAUAAAAUAAAGAAAAACAUUGGAAUAAGUAGGUGUGUCCAAACUUGACUGGUACUGUAUAUACAGAACAUUGCAAUUGAUUAUGCAAGUAGGCAAUACAGGAAUUACUGAUCUAUAGCAAAUAUUGUGUUGAGCUUUUUAAGAUAGUGCAGUCUUUUACCUACUUAGAAAUGCCAACCAGGUGAUUGUAGUAGUUGUUAAAUUAUGAUAAGGUGGGCAGGGGUAAGUGUGGUUGGCCCCCCUGGUCUAUGCAUUUAAGCCUAUCAAUCCCUCCAUGUCUCUUUGUUUAUGAUGGACUGUAGGCUAUGAUAUGUUACUGUGUUCCAAGGGCUCACGGCUGGCUCACUCAGUUUCUCAUUAAAACAACUGUAAAUGCUUCAAAGUGGCAUUUGUUACUGUAAAGGUUUUUUGUAAGUUAACAAAACUCAUUUCUCCUUUUUGUUAAAAUAUAUUUUACAUGAUUGAUUUUGUUAUAAAUACAGCUCUAUUGAUAUUACUUUAACAGUCGAUUUCAGAUCUAUAACUGCAUCCGGUAGAUAACAUUAAAUGUUAACCAUGCAAGUGUCCUGUGUUUAAAAAUGUAACAUAACGAUAAUAAAUGAUUUGUCAAUUUAGAA
Molecule: messenger RNA, 6442 nt
Organism: Oncorhynchus masou masou (cherry salmon)
Lineage: Eukaryota; Metazoa; Chordata; Actinopteri; Salmoniformes; Salmonidae
Product: rhotekin-like
Exons: 12
Coding region: 1033-2988 (651 amino acids)
Biological process (GO): signal transduction; septin ring organization; mitotic cytokinesis
Cellular component (GO): actomyosin contractile ring
Source: RefSeq, a predicted model, not a curated record